Molecule: messenger RNA, 2496 nt
Organism: Plasmodium relictum
Lineage: Eukaryota; Apicomplexa; Aconoidasida; Haemosporida; Plasmodiidae
Gene: MDR5
Product: ABC transporter B family member 5, putative
Exons: 1
Coding region: 1-2496 (831 amino acids)
Biological process (GO): transmembrane transport
Cellular component (GO): membrane
Molecular function (GO): ATP binding; ATP hydrolysis activity; ABC-type oligopeptide transporter activity
Source: RefSeq, a predicted model, not a curated record
AUGGGAAAUGUAUUAUGUAAGAGUAAAGAAUCAAAAAAUGCCUUGAUUAAUUUUUUGUUGAAUAUUUUUAAGAAAUAUUUUAAAAAAGGAGAAAAAUUGAAUAAUGAAUUUGAAAAUGAUAGAAAUAAAAAUGCAAAAAUAAAAGAAAAAAAGAAAAAUUAUGUAAUCAGGGCAAUAUGUGAUAUGACUAAAUAUGAAAUAACGUUAUUAUCAAUGGCUUUAGUAUUUUUAGCUAUCAAUGCAUAUACUAACUUAAGUUAUCCAAAAAUUAUGGGAGAAUGCAUUGAAUCAGAUAAUAUGAAACAUAUGAAAUAUAAUUUUUUAAGUAGUAUGUUACAAAAAACAAUUUUUUUUAAAAAAUUUCAUUUAAAAACAAAUAACAACAUAAAUACAAUUUUUUAUUAUUUUCCUUAUUUUGUAUUUGGAGGAUUAGCAUCAUAUUUUAGAAUAUAUUUUACAAAUAAAUGUAUCAAAAAUGUAGAAUUUCGAUUAAAAAAAGAAGUUCACAAUAAGAUCAUCAGUGCAAAUGAUGAAGAAUUUAAAAAAUAUAAAUCUUCUGAUUAUUUAGUUAACUGUACUUUUAAUGAAAUAAAAUUUUCCUCAAAGGAAUUGGUAACAUCUAUUACUCAAAUGCUGAGAUAUGUUAAUUCUAUUGUUGGAGGCAUGAUUUCAAUGAUUUUAAUUUCUUCUUAUUUAACAAAAUUUUGUAUAUUUAUUGUUCCAACAUAUGGUUUUUUUGUGCUAAUGAUUUUAAAAAAAUUAAAAAACAUUAGAAUAAAAACUGAUAAUUUUGAUGAAAAGCAAAUGGCACGUUUUUCGGACAUUUUACAAAAAAAAAAUAUUAUUUCUAUAUUUGGUAAUGAGUACUAUGAAAAAAAGUACUUUUCUGAAAAACUAAAAGUUGUAGAUAAAUUGCAUAAAAAGUAUUUUAAUUGUGAAGCUAUGUUUUAUUCUUUUUUAAACAUUGGUAGUAAUAUUGUUAUAUGUUCAAUAUUAUGUUUUGGUAAAAUGGAAUUAAAAAAUAAUCAUAUUACACAUGGUCAGUUGGUUUCAUUUAUUGCAUAUAGUAGUAUGUUGGGAUUAGGUAUUGUUGGAUUGCUUAAAUUAAAAAAAGAUCUUAAUAUUCUUCAAUUAAGUUUGCAAAAAAUUUAUGAAAUUUUGGAUUUUUCUAAAUCCUAUACAACAGAUAAUACUAACGACACACUUUUAUUAAAUUGCGAAAGUAUAAAAAAUAAAAAUGAAAAUCAUAAUAAAAAAAAUUUCGAAAUAGCAAACAAUGAUGAUUAUAAUGUUUUAAAUAAUAAAAAUAUAUUACCUGAAAAUAUUAAAGGUGCUAUAAAAUAUGAAAAUGUUAAUUUUUCCUACAACAGUUUUGACAAAAAAAAAAAUAAAAUUUUAAAAAAUAUACAUUUUGAAAUUAAGGAAAAUGAAAAAGUUGCAAUAAUAGGAAAAAGUGGAUCGGGGAAAUCUACAUUAUGGAAACUUUUAACUAGAGAAUAUGAAUAUGAAGGAAAUAUUUAUGUUGACAAUUAUAAUAUAAAGGAUAUUCACAAGACUUAUUUUAAAAAAAAUAUUUUGUCAAUUAGUGAGCAAGAAUGUAGUAUUUUGAAUAGAUCUUUAUAUGAAAAUUUAAUUUAUGGAUUGUUACCUGUAAAAAUAUUAAACGAGAAGAAAAUUUUCAAAAUAAUUUUUGAUAACAUCGACUCUAAUCAAUUUUUAUACAAAAAAAUUCGAACUCGUGCUAUGGAAAAUAAAGAUGAAACUAAUAAUCUUUUAGAUAAUCUAACAUAUAAAAAUAAAAUUUCUUUAAUUCUUCAAAAUUAUGAUUUAAAUAAGUACGAACAUCUUGAGGAAAAAUUUCAUUCUUACUUAAAAUCAUCUAUAGAAGAAAAAAAUUUUUUCAGUGAAGAGGAAAAAAAAUUUAUAAAUGAAAAAAUACAAGACAUAGUUAAAAAUAUUCACUGUAAAAAUAACAAUAAUAAUAAUAGUUUUAAUUAUAAUAAAAUAAUCUCAAAUAAUUCAAAUGAUACAAAAUAUAAUAUAAAUAAUUAUACAUUUUUAAAGGAUUACAAAAAUAAAUUAGGUACAAUAAAUUCAUCAGUCAACGUAUUAUGUGAGGAAUUAGAUUUAAUUAAUUUUAUUAAUUCACUGCCUCAAAAAUUUCAUACAAAAGUUCAACACAAUUCUAUGUCAUCAGGACAAAAACAAAGAAUUUCAAUUAUCCGUUCACUAAUGAAAGAUACACCCAUAUAUGUUUUUGAUGAAAUUACAUCAUUUUUAGAUGAAUCAAAUAUAGAAAAAGUAUACAAGCUUAUUAAUACUUUAAUACCUAAUAAGACUAUAAUAUAUAUUACUCAUUCAAUACAAAUUUUAAAAGAAAUGGAUAAAAUUAUUAUUGUUGAUGAUGGAGAAAUAAAAUCAAUAGGAACGUAUCAUGAAAUAAAAAACAAUCCAUUAUUUUUAGACAUUUUUUCAUUGCAUAAUAAUAAAAUAUAA